GGUGGGGGUCAUGUAUAUUCAAGCGUGAAGGGACAGACAGCGCACCUUUGUCCCUAAUAGCAAAACCUUGCUGAAAGCGGAAGUUCAACAGGUGACCAUCGCUAUUCGACUUUUGGUAACGAUGUGAGUCAUUUCGGCUUUAUUCAGUGAGUGGUGCUGCAGAAUAAGAGUAUUCGAAAGAGUUUCGAGCCUUUGGGAUAAGUGAUAGGAAACUAUAGAUAAUAAUGGAGGAGCCUGUUGUCACAGUUAAUGAUUUGCCAAUAAGUUUCGUUGUGAAGUAUCUCGGCUGGGAACCAGCAAGGGGACUUUGGGGCAUGAAAAACACCAGAAAACCUGUGGAUACUCUAGUUAACAAAGCUAAGAACUUGCCAGAAAAUAACAUACUUCCCCGUGUUGUAGUCGAAGUGACUAAAGAGGGUCUUUCUUAUAAGGAAAUUUCAAAGAAGUCGUCCUCACCAUUAUCUCAUUUCUAUGGGGUGAACGAAAUUUCCUAUGGGGUACAAGAUGUUAUAUACACCAGGGUUUUCAGCAUGAUUGUUGUUACUGAUAAGAAACUGGAGGAAGGACUGACAUUCAUUUGUCAUAGCUUCGUUUGCGAGAAUAAACACCAAGCAAGGCAGCUCACAUACGCACUUGCAGCUGCUUUUGCGGAUUAUGCACAAAAAAUGAAGGAUUCUAAAAAAAUAAUCAAACAGAAGAAAUUUGCCAUUGAUUUGAGGACGCCUGAACAGCAAGCAGCUGAGGCUUCUGGGGAAGGACAAGAUGAAGAAACUGAUGCUUGAAACCAAAAGUGUUAAUUCUAAGAUAUUUAUUUUAUGUGCAUAUAUUAUUUUUCAUGUUGAAAAGAUAGUUAUAUAAAGAAUAGGAUGUA
Coccinella septempunctata (seven-spotted ladybird) is the source of this 871-nucleotide messenger RNA. RefSeq lists its product as uncharacterized. Lineage: Eukaryota; Metazoa; Arthropoda; Insecta; Coleoptera; Coccinellidae. The coding region runs from base 225 to 782 and encodes 185 amino acids. The record is from RefSeq and is a predicted model, not a curated record. The transcript has 3 exons.